AUGGACACCACACUAAGUGCGCAGCGCGAGUUCUGCCGCUGUUACAUCGACGACGUGAUCAUUCACAGCAAGUCGUUCGACGAGCACCUGAUACAUCUGCGCGCCGUUUUUGAGCGGCUGCGCGCGAAGCGGAUUAAGUGCCACCCUAAGAAGAUGCGGCUGGCCGUUCGCACAGUGCCCUACCUGGGCCACUUUAUCGUUCCUGGCGGGACAGCGCCGCAGGACGUGAAGGUGGAAGCCAUCGUACGGAUGGUUCCGCCUCGGGACAUCUCGGAGCUGCGAGCCUUCUUAGGCACCUGCGGUUACUACCGGAGAUACGUCCAGAACUAUGCGCGCAUCGCCGCACCCCUGAACCGCCUGCUUCAGAACGUCGUUGUCUGGAACUGGGUUACUGACGAGCAGAAAGCUUUCGAGCUGCUCAAGCUCAAGCUGACUGAAGCGCCGGUCUUACGGCGCCCCGACUUCACCAGACCCUCUGAGCUGCACACCGACUGGAGUGCCACUGGGCUGGGCGCUGUUCUCGCACAGCAUGACGAGGAAGGGAAAGAGUACGUGGUCGCUUACGCGUCACGCAGCAACAAUCGAACGGAGCGAAACUACUCCAGCUACCAUGGAGAGUGCUUAGCUGCCGUCUGGGGAUGGCUGAUGACAAACACGAAGCUGACGGGCAUGCACGCCCGCUGGGCAAACAUCCUGCAGGAGUACGAUCUGACGAUUGUGCACCGCAGUGGAGUCAAGAAUCUGGAUGCAGAUGGGCUCUCGAGGAACCCGCUCCCAGAGGAUGAUGACUGGACAGAUGCCCGAAUGGACCACGUCGGUCUGGACUUACCUGCCGUCUCGGCAUGCCUUGCCAUCCUGGCCGGCACCCUGAGCGAGCCCGAGGACCCAGAGCUGACGCGCCUACUAAGCCCUGACGACAUUCAGGCACCAGAGAGAAGCCUGGCAGACACGCCAGCAGAAAGCUCUGCCGAAGCGCAGGCAGAACGCCCUGCACAGCCGCAGGCAGAAAGCCCUGCAGACGCGCAGGCACUUGCAAUCGUGGCGCCCCUGCGUGAGGCCGCCGAUGACGAUGUUGACUUGCCGGUCCGAUUUGACCGCGAGAUUUGGGAGGACGCCCCCGUAAUGGCGUACCUGGAGGCUGGCGUGUACGCAAACGGCGUGACACCGAAGCAGAAGGAUCGCAUCUGGCACCGAGCCCAGAGCUAUCAGUUGAAGGACGGCGUCCUGAGAAAACGCCUCGUUGACAGCGCGACAAAGAUUGUCCCCCGUCCAGAGCUGCGCGCGAACCUGAUUCGCCGCGUGCACCAGGAUGUCGGCCACUACGGCGUUCUGAAGACGUACUCACUGCUGAGCCCCACUUACUGGUGGGUCCGGAUGUACGGUCAGGUCCAGCACGAGGUAGCUGCCUGCACCGUCUGCGAUCGGGUCAAGGCGACCUUCGACGUCAAGGACCCCGAGCUCAAGCCCCUGCCUAUCAUGGGCAUGUUCUACCGAUGGGGCGUAGACCUGUGCAAGAUGCCACAGAAUUCCGACGACGGCAACCGCUACGUCGUCGUGAUGGUCGAGCACUUUACGAAAUGGAUUGAGCUCCGUGCGAUUCCGGCCAAGGAGGCCAAGCACGUCGCAGCCGCCUUUCGGGAUGUUCUGAUCCGAUUUGGAGCGCCCGCGGAGGUCGUGACCGACCAGGGCCGCGAGUUUGAGGGCGAGUUCGAUGAGCUCAUGUUUGCCCUGUACAUUGACCACAUCUGGUCCUCGCGGAAUCACCCGCAGACCGAUGGUCUGGCCGAGCGCAUAGUACAAGUCGUCAAGAAGGCGAUGCGCAAGUACGGCCUGCUGUUCAACAAGCGGCACUGGGACCGGUUCCUCCAAUGGAUUGCCUUGGGGUACCGAAUGAGCCGACAGGCGUCCCUGUGGGGGUAUUCACCCUACUACAUGCUCUUCGGCCGACACCCAAUCGUCGGGAGCAAGGUCCGCGACGUUCUCCAGGAGCCAGUGGAUCUGGACGAUCCCAUCCUGUGCGCGAAGUUCUUACACGACCGCGCUGAGCUGUUCAAAGAGAUCGUACCCAUGGCGUUCGACAAUCUCGCCAUCGCUCAGCACCGGGACAUCCUGCGCUACGCGCACACCCGGUCAGGAGACUUCAAGCCGAAACUGCGUCGGUACGAAGUGGGCGAUCUGGUUUACCUGCGCCGCCAGCCUGCUGACUCCCUGGACCCCAAAGUCGGCCGCCUGAUUCCGGCGCGUCAAGGAACUGAAGGGAACGGGCCGAGUCCUUUUGGAAGGCCGUGA
Messenger RNA from Klebsormidium nitens, 2289 nucleotides. NCBI's taxonomy places the organism in Eukaryota, Viridiplantae, Streptophyta, Klebsormidiophyceae, Klebsormidiales, Klebsormidiaceae. The record is from the annotation of a GenBank genome assembly.